GAGGGGGCGGGGCACAGCGAGGACCAUCUCCAACGGUUUGUAUGUUGUUUUUCAUGAGUUGUCGGGUGUCUCUGUCAGUCAUACGGCUAGCCCUACCCCGCAAUCCGACUCUAAUAGCGAAGCCCGUGUCUCUGACUCUCCGAGCAAGCAAACACCUAGUCCGUUUUAAUUCGGUUUCCAGUGUAUCGACAUUAUUCAGCAUGCCCGAGCGGAGGCCCUUCGUGCGGUUGCCCACUGACGUCUACCCCGUCAACUACGGGCUGCGCCUCAAGCCCGACCUCGUCGACUUCACCUUCGAGGGCAAACUGGAGGCAGCCGUGGAGGUUACACAAGGGACAAACCAGAUUGUGAUGAACUGUGCUGAUAUAGACAUAAUUACUGCUUCUUUUGUGCCUGAAGGGGGGGAAGAAAUUAACGCUACAGGAUUUAACUAUCAGAACGAGGAUGAGAAGGUGACCCUAUGUUUCCCCAGCACUCUGCAAAAUGGGUCAGGAUCAUUGAAAAUAGACUUUGUUGGAGAGCUGAAUGACAAAAUGAAAGGCUUCUAUAGGAGUAAAUACACGACUCCUUCGGGAGAAAUCCGCUACGCUGCCGUCACACAGUUUGAGGCCACGGACGCACGUCGAGCUUUUCCUUGCUGGGAUGAACCAGCUAUCAAAGCCACUUUUGACAUCACCCUCAUCGUCCCAAAGGACAGAGUAGCCUUGUCGAAUAUGAAUGUUGUUGAUCGAAAGCCAUAUCCAGAGGAUCACAGUCUGGUGGAGGUGAAGUUUGCCACUACACCCAUCAUGUCCACCUACCUGGUGGCAUUUGUCAUCGGCGAGUAUGACUUUGUGGAGAGUCAGUCGUCGGACGGUGUGACAGUCCGUGUGUACACCCCUGUCGGAAAGGCAGAGCAAGGGAAAUUUGCACUGGAGGUUGCUACAAAGACCCUUCCGUUCUACAAAGAUUAUUUCAAUGUUCCUUAUCCGUUGCCUAAAAUUGAUCUAAUCGCUAUUGCUGAUUUUGCUGCUGGUGCUAUGGAAAACUGGGGCCUUGUUACUUACAGGGAGACAGCUCUGCUGAUUGACCCAAAGAACUCGUGUGCGUCGUCCCGGCAGUGGGUCGCCCUGGUAGUCGGCCAUGAACUGGCACAUCAGUGGUUUGGAAACCUGGUUACCAUGGAAUGGUGGACUCAUUUGUGGCUUAAUGAAGGCUUUGCAUCUUGGAUCGAGUACCUUUGUGUAGACCACUGUUUCCCUGAGUACGACAUCUGGACCCAGUUUGUAUCUGCGGACUACACCAGGGCUCUUGACCUGGAUGCGUUAGAUAACAGCCACCCUAUUGAGGUUGAUGUCGGACACCCUUCAGAAGUGGAUGAAAUAUUCGAUGCCAUAUCGUACAGCAAAGGGGCCUCUGUCAUUCGCAUGCUGCAUAACUACAUUGGUGAUGAGGAUUUUAGAAAGGGAAUGAAUGCUUACCUUUUGAAGUUUCAGCACAAAAAUGCAUCUACUGAGGACUUAUGGGAGUGUUUGGAGCAAGCAAGCGGGAAGCCUAUUGCCGCAGUGAUGAAUUCCUGGACCAAACAAAUGGGCUUCCCUAUAAUAGUAGUGCAUCAAGAGCAGCAUGGAAGUGACCGCGUGCUGAAAAUCUCUCAGAAGAAGUUCUGUGCUAGCGGACCACGUAAUGAUGAGGACUGCCCCAAUUGGAUGGUUCCCGUCAGUAUCUGCACCAGUGAGGAUCCAAGCUGCACUAAGAUGAAGGUUCUGUUGGACCAGCCUGAAACCACAAUUAACAUCACCAACAUUGCACCUGACCAUUGGGUCAAGAUUAAUCCAGGUACUGUGGGAUUUUACAGGAUCCAGUACAGCUCAGACAUGCUGGAGAGUCUGCUGCCUGGUAUCCGAGACCUCACACUACUGCCUGUGGACCGCCUGGGUCUGCAAAACGACCUCUUCUCUCUGGCUCGAGCAGGUAUGAUCAGUACUGUGGAGGUGUUGAAGGUGAUGGAAGCAUUUGUGAAUGAGCCAAACUACACGGUGUGGAGUGACCUGAGCUGUAAUCUGGGUGUUCUGUCCUCUCUGCUCUCACACACUGACUUCCACGAGGACAUCCAGGAGUUCAUCCGAGAUCUCUUCACUCCUAUCGGCAUGAAGCUGGGAUGGGACAGCAAAACCGGAGAGGGGCAUUUGGACGCCCUGCUGCGAGGUCUGGUGCUGGGGAAGCUGGGUAAAGCGGGGCAUAAGGCCACUCUGGAGGAGGCCCGGCGGAGAUUCAAAGAGCAUGUGGAGGGUAAACAGAUUCUGUCUGCAGACCUCAGGAGUCCAGUGUACCUGACAGUUCUGAAGCACGGAGACAGCACAACACUUGACACCAUGCUCAAGCUUCAUAAGCAGGCAGACAUGCAGGAGGAGAAGAACCGCAUCGAGAGGGUGCUGGGAGCCAUUCCCGCCCCUGACCUCAUCCAGAGAGUGCUUAACUUUGCCCUGUCGGAGGAGGUUCGUCCCCAGGACACUGUGUCUGUAAUCGGGGGCGUAGCUGGAAGCAGCAAACAGGGGCGCAAAGCUGCAUGGAAAUUCGUUAAGGACAACUGGGAAGAACUUCAUAACCGUUACCAGGGCGGCUUCCUCAUAUCAAGACUCAUCAAGCUGACAGUGGAUGGGUUUGCAAUAGAUAAAAUGGCUGCUGAAGUUAAGAGUUUCUUUGAAAGUCAUCACGCGCCAGCGGCCGAGCGCACGGUACAGCAGUGCUGCGAGAACAUUCUCCUGAACGCUGCCUGGCUCAAGAGGGACGCAGAUGACAUCCACCAGUACCUGCUGCAGCGGAGAGCGCCCCCCGUCUGACCUCCGAACUCUGACCCCUCCCUGACCUGCUCACUCACUCCAAAAUGAGCAUCAUCUGGCUAUCUUCAGCGAAAACAGAAAUGAUUUCAAAACUGCAACUCCAUCUUAAGAAUUACCCAAGAGUCAAUAAAGAGAAGUGAAACUAGGAAACAAGACUGUUGUUCACUCUUGAGUGUGACGUAGUUCCCCAUUCUGCCAGUGGGAGGCGCAAGUGCACUCGAGCAGAGCUGUGACUGAAACGCAAGAGAUUCUCCAUGUUAUUUUAUAAGCUGGUAUUGCAUGUACACACAUCGUUCCAUCAGUAUGGCACUCCUCUUAUGCAGUGAUAUUAUAACGCAAUCAUCUCUCUUUCCUCGCAUUCACCGGUAGAAAAAAAAAACAAGCAUGUUGUUGAAAUACUCAAUUUUAAGUUUGUUUGUUUGUGUUUUCUUUUGUUCUGUACAAAUGACGAUCUCCUCCUUCAGUUUUAUUAGUAAUGGCUAUAUACGCAUUUUACCCAGAAUCCUCUGCGGCGUGACUGGGCAGAAUGGAGGUUAAAGGUUGGGGUGCACUGGUAACUGAACGGACUCUAUGGUAACGGCUCUGAAUCCCAUCGUUAGUAACGGUUAGGACUGAAGACGCAUAAGCAUGGUACUGUGUGUAUAUUGUAAACUGCGAGCAUUAGUUCUGAGACCUUCAAUUAAUCUGAAAUGUGAUUAUAUAUACAUACGUCUUUGCCCUUGUCUCCUGUACGUCACUAUCACUUGUUCUUCAGCACUUCCUGUGGUUUAUACCUCCAGAAACUGCGAGAGAAAUCAACACAGUGGAAGAAAUGUCAUUAGCAUCUGCCAUGAUAAUACAAAGCUGUUAGAGAUAACAUUUUAUAAGAUUUAUUUUACUGUUGUUGAAAUCAAAAAAGCCCACAAAAAAAUCAUGAUUUAAUCUCGGAGGCCUUAAAUUGGUUAACCGGAUUGUUAGAUGGCAUGGUAGCCUUGUUGAACCGUAAAACCUACAGAGAAUUUGUUAUCUGAUGUGGCGCCCAACACGGGGUUCACGAUCACCAAAUUCUGUCACUAAAUCGUUCCCUGAAAUGUGCUUUUGUUUCAAAAUAUAAUUGAUGUUCAUUAAAGAUGAUGAAAAAAAAGAUAAAAGAUGGGCACAACUGUAUUGUUGGAAUGCUAUACUGGAUUUGUACAUGUGCGGAAUGACUCCUCAUGCUCUUAUGUUUGUGUGCAUUUUGUAAACGAUACACAAAUGAACAUGUAUCCCUUAAAUGUAGAUUAUGCCAUUCACACAGUUCAAAUGGGUGUUUCAAAACAUAUCACUUAUGAAUAUAAAUGUAAAUAAUGAUUUCAGAUCAUGUGCAGCAGGUACAAUGGGAGGAAAGACAGAGGACUUUGAUGUUAUCAGCAUUAUAAAUGCUCAGUUUUUGGACACUGAAGCACAGAUAAGAUGAUGAAGGUUCACUUAUGUUUGCACAGAUUUUGUGUUGGGAGCUUGUGUUCACUGUGCAACAUGCAGACUGAAGUUUGCAUAUCUGACCGUAUUUCAAUAGCAGAUUUCAAACAUCAAUGAUAGUGUCAUAGAGUCUGAUUUCACAAGAUUUUCGUUACGUUAUUGCCGAAGACAGAAACUAGGCAAUAAAGAAAAUCACAUCUGAUGCAAGAGAGGAACCUUGUGCAAUGGACUGCUUGCAUUUAUAAAAGUAUUAAAAAUUAAUGAAGUGAUUCAUCUGUAUUCCAGCUUUAACAUUAGCUGGUAGCUUAUCAAAUGCAGUCAUGAAAAAAACUGGAAAGAUUUGAGUCAUGGAAAAUAAAGUCAUGAAAAACAAAAUCAUA
Messenger RNA from Ctenopharyngodon idella (grass carp), 4639 nucleotides. RefSeq names its product aminopeptidase puromycin sensitive (gene npepps). Gene Ontology annotation, cellular component: cytoplasm. The transcript is spliced from 23 exons. Gene Ontology annotation, biological process: proteolysis; peptide catabolic process. Gene Ontology annotation, molecular function: peptide binding; zinc ion binding; metalloaminopeptidase activity. NCBI's taxonomy places the organism in Eukaryota, Metazoa, Chordata, Actinopteri, Cypriniformes, Xenocyprididae. Bases 42 to 2822 code for a protein of 926 amino acids. The record is from RefSeq and is a predicted model, not a curated record.